GCUGUGUAUUGUACGUAAACGUAUAAAAAUAUUGUAAGGGGUGCAAACAUAUUCGAAAAUAUAUCGAAAUCACCAAAAUUUUAUAUAGCAUAUGCUUUAAGUUUUGCAAUACUCAUAAAACCCUCCCUUCCCCAAAGACAGAACCGAUUAUGUCGCUAGCUCGCCGUUAUUCCCGACUGCCAGCGCCUGGGUCGAUGCUGAAGCUGGUGCAGGCGUCGGAGGCGGCCUUAGAGGAAUCCGCUCUGGAUUUCUAUGAGAAAGGCAAUUUGACGUGGCGCUCGCAGUAUACGAACCCAUCGCUGGCCCGUCUAGGCAUCGGCACGGAGUUCCUGCCGGCGAAGAGCGGCAAGAGACAGAAGUCUUCGACAAAUGGCGAUACGGAAUCGGAGAAUCAACAGAAUGGAUGGUCUUGUUUGGUUAAUCGCUGUCGCAUCUGAAAUGCUGUCGGCCAGCGACUGUCCCGUCCCAACGGAUAUCGCCUCACUUUUAUAUAUGUAACUCU
Molecule: messenger RNA, 502 nt
Organism: Drosophila hydei
Lineage: Eukaryota; Metazoa; Arthropoda; Insecta; Diptera; Drosophilidae
Exons: 2
Coding region: 150-437 (95 amino acids)
Source: RefSeq, a predicted model, not a curated record